This is a messenger RNA of Symbiodinium natans, 1917 nucleotides long. The record is from the annotation of a GenBank genome assembly. Lineage: Eukaryota; Dinophyceae; Suessiales; Symbiodiniaceae.
AUGGGGCAAGCCUCGACCAGGCUACCCUCGAAGCACCAGCCUUGCCUUAAUUCAUCUCAUUUGAGGAUCUCGACCCGAGCCAGGAGAACAGCACGAGCUGCCAAGGCGAGGAAAAUCUUGUACAGGGAGGAUGGCCGCAAGAACUUGAUGCGCGGCAUCGAGAAGCUUGCAGAGACUGUGGCAGUCACCCUGGGCCCGAGAGGGCGCAACGUUCUCUUGGACAAGGGUGAGUUCUCUGCCCCACAGAUUGUGAAUGAUGGUGUUACCAUUGCCAAAGAGAUCGAGCUAGAGGAUCAGGUCGAGAACACAGGCGUCCAGCUGAUCAGGCAGGCAUCUGCAAAGACCAACGAUGUGGCGGGUGAUGGCACCACGACUGCGACCAUCUUGGCACAUGCCAUGGUUAAAAGUGGAAUGAAGCAGCUUGCCGUGGGCGGAGCCAACCCUGUGCAGAUCAAGUCCGGCAUGGAGAAGGCCGCAGCUUUCGUUGUCGGGCAGAUCGAAGACAUGGCCGCGCCAGUGAGCGACAAGGACAUGGACAAGAUUGAGCAGGUCGGAGCAAUAUCUGCAGGUGGAGAUGAAGAGGCCAUGGAAGCUGCCAUGAUCUUGAAUCUUGUGGCAUCUUGCACAGCGGGAAAGAUGAUCGCAGACGCCAUGGCCAAGGUUGGCGGCAGCGGCGUGAUCUCUUUGGAGGAGUCGCAAUCGACGGAUACCGAAGUCGAGCUCACAGAGGGUAUGAACUUGGACAAGGGAUACCUGUCUCCGUAUCUGUGCCUCGAUGCGUCCAACCCAACGAGCCGAACUUGGGAAGCGAACGGGCCUCUGGUCCUGGUGACGGAUCAAAAGAUCUCCAUGGCACAGCAGGAGCUCAUCCCCAUCUUGACCAUCGCAAAGCAGAUGUCGAAGCCGCUCCUGAUUGUUGCAGACACGAUCGAGAAAGAGGUCCUGGCGACGCUGAUCGUAAACAAGAUCCGAGGCAUUGUUGACUGCUGUGCGAUCCAAGCACCCGGUUUCGGUGACAACCGCAAGGCCAUUCUGCAGGACAUUGCCUUGGUGACCAGUGCAACAUACAUCACGGACGACCUGGGCCGCAAGCUAGAGUCCAUCACGGCAGAGGACUUCGGUACUGCCAGACGGAUCUCCGUCGGCAAGGACUCGACCACAAUUGUGGCGGAUGCGCCCAAAGAGGCUCUGGACGACCGCUGCGAGCAGCUCCGGAGGCAAAUCGAGGAGACGAAGAGCAGCUACACGAAGGAGCAGCUCGAGAAGCGCCUGGCCAAGCUUGUGGGCGGCGUUGCCCUGAUCAAGGUUGGCGCGACAACAGAAACAGAGCUAAAGGACAAGAAGCUCCGAUUGGAGGAUGCGAUCAAUGCCACGAAGGCCGCAGUAGACGAAGGCAUCGUGCCAGGUGGGGGUGCUGCUCUAUGCCACCUUUCGCAAGCGCUGCGGACGUGGGCACCGGAAAACCUCUCGGAGGAUGAGCUGAAGGGUGCCCUGAUUGUUGCCGACUCCAUGAGUGCGCCGCUGAAGCGCAUUGCGGCAAAUUCUGGCCAAAAUGGCGAGCUUGUAGCCGAGAAGGUUGCGGACACGGCAGACACCAAGCAAGGCUUCGACGCCCUGCUGCUGGAGUAUGCGGAUAUGCGGGGUAUCAUCGAUCCGGCGAAGGCUUCACCACCAAAGGCUGACCUGGCACUUUUCUCUGUUCUUGCGUGCCUCGGAGGUGACGCGAUCAGCCCUGCAGAAUGCAACCUCAAUUGCAGCCAUGAUUUUGACUACCGAGUGCGCCAGGGGCUGACAUUCGAGAUCGUUUUAGGCAUGGCUCCCCGGUGCUUGGCGCUGGCCCAGGUUGUGGUCGAUGCUAACAGCAAGGAUGACGAUGAUGACGAUGGGGAGGAGGAUUUUGACGCCCUGCCUCCCUGA